AUGAUUAAAGCAGCAUUUAACGUUCUUCUUGUCCUUGUGGCCAUCGAUUUAGCAAAUAGCCGCUCCAUCAAAGAUGAAUCCAUUCUAACAUCAGAUGGGAUGGAUCAAAGAAACCAAUCCAAAAUCCUUCAACUUGAUUAUCUUAGAACAACAACUGUGACUUGCGAGCCAACUUAUGGUUUCUUGCCUUGCACGACUGAGGUAUGGGGCCAGCUCUUCCUGAUAGUGGUAUACGAGUACCUGCUGUCCCUUUCAGCUCAUUACAUUUCACAAGGAUCUGAACUUUUCCUUGAAACGUCUGGAACUGAUAAUAUAUUUAGUGCUAAUGUGUUUCAAAUGCUUGGAAUGUUUCCACAAGUAAUAUUAGUUCUGGAAUUCUUUGUGAUAGAAGAUCCCAAUCUUUAUCACUAUAAUGUUCUAUGUGUGGCUGGAGUCUCAGGAACUGCAGAUACUGUUGAAUCAAUGGCAGAAAUGGGAAUGGGCUUACUUGCAGGAUCAGUAAUCAUGAACCUUACACUAAUCUGGGGUUCUGUUGUUGCUUUUGGCAGCUACAACCUUUCAGAGACUUCAACUUCAUCAAAUACUCAAAACCAAAAGAAAUUCAGUUUAACUGGUUAUGGUGUAAGCACAGAUGAUCAAACCAAGCAUACUGCAGGAAUCAUGCUUUUGUCCAUGAUCCCAUUUCUCUUGCUUCAACUAGCAAAAAUUCUGAAUUCUUCUUCAGCAACACGAAUAGUAGUCAUAGUUUCUCUAAUCAUAACACUCAUUUACCUGAUCGCUUACUGCACCUAUCAGGCAUUCACACCGUGGAUUAGAGAAAGAAGACUCGAGUAUUUGCUGCGCAAGUAUGUACAAAAUAACCUGCUACAAUCUCUCUGCACGUCGGACGGGAAGCCUAAUGAAACCAAUCUAAGAGAGUAA
Messenger RNA from Hevea brasiliensis (rubber tree), 921 nucleotides. RefSeq names its product sodium/calcium exchanger NCL2-like. Gene Ontology annotation, molecular function: calcium:proton antiporter activity. Gene Ontology annotation, biological process: intracellular calcium ion homeostasis; calcium ion transmembrane transport. Bases 1 to 921 code for a protein of 306 amino acids. The transcript is spliced from 5 exons. The record is from RefSeq and is a predicted model, not a curated record. Lineage: Eukaryota; Viridiplantae; Streptophyta; Magnoliopsida; Malpighiales; Euphorbiaceae. Gene Ontology annotation, cellular component: membrane.